Neurospora tetraspora is the source of this 2607-nucleotide messenger RNA. RefSeq lists its product as uncharacterized. The transcript has 2 exons. The record is from RefSeq and is a predicted model, not a curated record. The coding region runs from base 1 to 2607 and encodes 868 amino acids. Lineage: Eukaryota; Fungi; Ascomycota; Sordariomycetes; Sordariales; Sordariaceae. Gene Ontology annotation, cellular component: Sin3-type complex.
AUGGCCCCGACUGCUGCCACUGUUCCCUCUGCGUCUCCGUCUCCGGAACGCCGUCGGGUAGUGCUCCCGGAUCCCGUUGCGCUGAAAUAUCUUGGAGAGGACCCUGCCGUCACCGUGGUCGAAACAGGCCGUGUCCUCCAUGGUUACGAGCUAUACUUGGUCGAGCAAUGGGCCUGCUCUCGACGGUCACCCGCUUUGGCUAUCGUCACCUAUACAGGUGAUACGAAACACUCGAUAGUCGUCGGCGUCCUAGAAGUACCAAAAGAAGAGAAUGGCUGGUCCCCACGACUGGAAGCCUACUUCAAAGCGAUACAGCAGCACCAUGCUAGACCUAAGGAGACAGAGUUGGGUGAGCUCAUGGUCACUAACCUCAGCAGCUUCCCAUCCGCCUUAACUGUUAUACCCGUUCCCGACGGUGAUCUGCGCCACAACCUGCGGGUCUUCAUCGUUAACGAGAACUUGAAGCGUUUGGGGUGUUCGGGGCGCUCGGGUCUCACCUUAUCGGACCCCACGCCGGCCACCCAGGCCAAGUUUACUCAGCUAUACAAGAUAUCCGAGAAGAUCUCCUUCCAAGACGCAGUAGUCGAGCUGGUGAAACUAUGCCAGGUGGCAUUAUUUAUCUUUGGGCUGCUUGACCAGGUGUACAUCGACGGGCUCCUUUGUGACGUCACUGAAGCAGCCAUCAACAAUUGGUGGACAGAUAUCGGAUCCGAGUACUUCAACAUGGAACCGACGGAUGGAAUCUUGGGACCAACUACUGUUGCCGCUCUGUUGGGAACCCUGAUAGGUGCCAGGAACCGACUCAGUUAUUGCAAUGCUCCAGUUUCCAAGGAUGUCUUCGAUGUCGACUGCACGAAACGGGGUAUUGGAGCGUUCCAGAAAUCGCAGAAACUCGAGAGGACGCGACGCCUCGAUCGGCAAACACUUCUUAAGCUUCACCAGUUAACCGCCAAGGCCGCCGCGGGAGAGGUUUGGGGUGUACAAAAGGCUGUGAAGUCCACCGUUGCAGAAAUAGGAGGCAAGAGAGGUGAGUUGGUAAUAGGAAUGGUGGGAGGAAAAGACAAAGGGAACAUCGGUGACAUUGAAACGUUGGAUCUGGACAAGUUCAUCAACCUGACAACAGGCAAACGACCGAAGUGGCUAUGGCAUGGUAAAGCGAGGAGGACGCUCAACGAUUACGAAUACAUGGUACCUCCAUUUGGCGGGAAAGAUGUUAAAGAUGAUGUGUUAUCACAAGCCGGAAGUCGAAGGGCCCAGUCGAUGCCCAUAGACGAAGAGCAGGAAGUCAAAAAAGCGACAGAGGAGUUAAUGGGCUCAUACUCAGCACCGCCAGUCUCAGCAGCUAGUACCAUGGAUGUUCCUGCCGAUAAAGACGCUUUACGAAAAACGGUCUUCAAGAGUGUGGCUGGAAAGGUGAGCGAUGCCCGCUCAGGACUUGGCCGUAUCAGAGAUGCUGUCGGUACGGGUUUACGAAGCCACGUCAACCGCCCAUCCAAAGAGGAUGCUCCCAAUGCAGCGGCAGCGAUGAGUCUAGCCCCAAGUAUAGCAAGCUUGGCGCAUUCAUCUACUGCUUUGACAAGUCCGGUGGCGGUUGGUCGGGCAUUCACAUGGCGGUUGAGGCCAGAGGAGUAUCUGAAUGGAAUCAAGGAAAGGGACCCCAACGACUCUACACCAGUACUAUCGAUUGCCAGCACCACAACCGGAACUCCUUCGCUCAUCAGGGAGUCCUCAGGCCAGCGUCGUAGGGGAACCGACAUUACAAGACCAGAGCCCGGGGUCGCAGAAAUAGCCAAAAGCCUCGAUGCUCCAAUCACCAACUCAGUCCCAGAUCCCAACGACCUCCUGGGACCCAUCCAAACACUCGAGCGAACCACAAACCUCCCCAUUUCCCUACUCCAGCGCCGACACAGCGUCCACGCCUUCAGCCCCAACCUCAUCCUCGACCAACCUUCCAACGAAGCCAAAUAUCCCCGUCGCCUCUCCUUCAGCGCAGCCGAGGACGCCGUGCUAGGAUGGGACGAAGUCUACGACAUCAGCAACCUUUUACCACCCGACGCUGCCACAACAGCAGCCACCCAGCAACUCUCCGACGGCACCCUCUUCGAAACCCAAGCCGAGCUCGCCCGCUCCCUCUACGCGCACCUCUCGACCCUCCAAUCCGACCUCUCGCCUUGGGUCUCCUCCAAGCUGUCCUCGGUCGAAAGCCUAGACGAGACCUUUACCCAGCAGCAAGCAGAGCUGCAGUCGCUCUACCUGCACGUCAGCGACGCGUACCAGCGCAUCCGACAUUCUGGGGAGGAGAUUGUGGGCGAGGAGCGACAUAGGCUCAACGAGGCCGUCAAGGACGUGGAGGUUUUGGUCGCGAAGCUGGAGUACGAGAUCGGCGCGCUUGUAGAUAAAGUGCAGGAUGUCGAGGACGGGGUGGAGAGGUUCGAGGCGCAGGUGGCGGACGUGGAGAGAAGGGCGGAGGAGCUGAAGAACGUGCUGGAGACGGAGACGUGGUUUCAUUGGUUUGUGAGGACGUUGACGGGGAUUGGGACGGGACCGAAUAUUACGCAGGGGGUCACCACGGCGAGGAGGGGGGAGGAGGGUAAUAAGAGGGCGUGA